Bemisia tabaci is the source of this 3190-nucleotide messenger RNA. It is a transcript of the gene mRpL44, whose product is annotated as mitochondrial ribosomal protein L44. The record is from RefSeq and is a predicted model, not a curated record. NCBI's taxonomy places the organism in Eukaryota, Metazoa, Arthropoda, Insecta, Hemiptera, Aleyrodidae. Gene Ontology annotation, molecular function: double-stranded RNA binding; ribonuclease III activity. Gene Ontology annotation, biological process: mitochondrial translational elongation; RNA processing. Gene Ontology annotation, cellular component: nucleus; mitochondrial large ribosomal subunit; microprocessor complex.
GAUACGCUUUAACAUUCUUUGUCGUGUUUAAGCAACCUACAGAAUUCUUUCAGCCAGAAGGUAGAUAAAAUGUAUCCCCUAGUAUACAUUUUCUAGAUAACUCAUAAUCGACAAAUAAGAAGAAUCGUGUUUUUGAUCCAUCACCCGUGAUAUUCUUCUUUUUGGAGGCGUUUCAUGUGUGCCAACUCCUCUGUCAGAAUUUUGACUGAGUAAAUAUAACUAAUUAAUUGAGGAUAAGGAUGUAUGUUCUUGUACGAAUAAAUUGUCUUCAAAAAAAUAGGUUAAAAUCACACGCCAGCCGACUUGUGCAACGACAAUUGCUGUUUACUGAAUUGAAGGCAAAAGAUCUUUCACCGAUUAACGCUAUUGAUUGUGACGUCACUGCCGGAGUCCAGACAAUAAUAAUAACAACCUAACCUCACAUCGGUCGGAUCGGAUAUCGGACACGAGGAUUAGGAAACUUAGAAAUCGUUGAAUUUUUGGGAAAAAUAGUUUGAUUAAAUAUUCUCGGUGUUCAGCAUUUGUAGAAGCGAUGUCUAUAUUUCUUAGGCAAGUAAUCGUUGCAGCUUCUCCUCAGCUACACCGCUAUCAAGCAGUAAGUUGCAGAAACACACACAGAUGGCUGCGCGCUACGUUGCAGGUACUCAAAAGAAGGAAAGAUAAGCAGGAUUUUUUUUACAAAGGACCACCCCGUGUCCCUAAUCACCGAAAUACCUAUCUUGAAUGGAACUAUGCUUCAGAAGUUUACUCUUUUGGCAAAAGGCUUGGAGAAAACUUGGAUGGUGACUUGCUACGUCAAGCAUUAAUUGACCGUUCAUACAUUCUGCAAGAAACAGAUAAACUAAAAGCAGUCGGAAUUGAAGACCCUAAGUUUGGACAGGAUAACUCAGAAAUGGCAAAUGAAGGAGAAAAUUUGAUGUCAGAUUUCAUCAUCUCAUAUCUCAGAGUUGCUUUUCCUAGAUUACCAGAAGAAGGAAUAUGUGCAAUUCGUGACCAUUUGAUGGAAGAGGAAACACUUGCAGAGAUCGCAAAUUUACUAGGAACCUCAGAAAUUAUUAUGUGCAAGGAUCACCCAGUUGAAAAUGGAACCCUAGCCAAGACACUGAAAGCAGUAGUUGCCUGUGUUUCCAGAAGCUCUGGUUUGUCAAGAGCAAAAUUGUUCAUUAGAGAUUUGAUUCUGCCAAAACUGGCUGGAAAAGAUGUCAGCAGCAUCUGGUGGCUCGAAGACCCUCUAACACCCUUAAAAACCAUACUGAAAAACGAGGGACGACCAGACCCUGAGCCGAGACUUAUCGGUGAAUCUGCAAAAAACACCAUGUUUGCCAAUUUCCGUGUUGGUCUGUACGUGAAUAAAGAGUUACUCUCAACUGGUUCUGGUGAAACUAUAAGCACAGCUUGCGAAAUAGCCGCUCAUAAUGCUUUGCGGAGUAUGUUUGGGAUCACUGAAAAAGAUCGAGCCUUUCCUUUGUAUUUUGACGUUGACAAAAUUCCUUCAUCAAGCAAGAAUCCAAGCUUAGUAAACUGGAGUUCCAAACUAUUCUCACAACAAGAUACCAAAAGGAUAGCCAGCUCUGCUUAGAACUGUCAAUAGAGAACUCGCUUUACUUUUGGGGCUCAGUCUAGACAGACAACAUCAGCAACUCUUAUUUAUAAAAGAUCGCAUUGACUAGUUUCUCUGCUAUAUUUAGUUAUCUGCCAAAGCCAAUUUUAAGUCUAAGUUUAAACUGGUUCGGCAGAAAUUGCGGAACCGCCAUACUUUUUUGAACGAGUGCGUUUGUCUCGAUGGAACCUUAGAAAAUCAUAUUCCUUACAAAAUAAAAUCAGAGCACUAAAAGUUUGUGAGGUCAAAAAGCUCUAGCGAAUUCUUUAAUAGGAAGUAAAAGAGACAUCAACCUGAAAGGCUUUCCCUUCCUCCAAAGUCUUUUCAACAAGAGGAAAAAUCCUUUUCAAAUGUUUCAUGAGUCCGUACUUGACACAAAAGGCAGAUCAUCUUUUGACGAUAAGUUUUUUUAUCCUCCUUUACCUUUAGAAUAUGGUAUGAGCAGUUUUUCAAAUAAGUGAUUCUUUUAUUAUAGGCAACAGUGAAGUGGGCGUUUCAGAACCCAAAGAAGAUGCUGACUUACCAGGUUUAACGUUAUUCUAUCAUUUCAGUUUUUCCACUGUUUUGUGAAGUACAUCAGUGCUCUGAAAAUAAUUACUAUUUUUUCAAAGCAACUAGUGAUUGUUGCUGGAUUAGCAAUUAGGUCAAAACCUGAAGCCUUUUUUAUUUGAGUGAUUUAUUUGAUCUUAUUGAAAAGUCCCUUGUCUCAAGUAUUAAGAAAAACGCAAUUGAAAGGUUUAAAAAAUUGUACCGCAGAGAUUUUCAAAAAAAAAUUCAAGCUUCGGCUCUUUUAUUCAAAAGAAGUGCAAAGUUUCAGGUUGAAAGCAUUUAUGCCCAAAAACAAGGUAAUGAAUUGAUUACAUUAAUUUGGACUGUCUACAUAGAAUUUGUGUGCUGUAUAAUUCCUUUAUAUUUAAUUCAUUUGUAUGUAUGUAGUACAUUUUACCAUGAAUACAUCCACUUUUCAAAUUUAUUCAAAACUAUCAAGUUUUGUCCGUCCACAAACCUCAACUUAUGUAAUGUUUUUCUUUAGCUAAUGGUCACCUGAUUGAGAUAUGGUAAAAAUAGUGAUGAGACAAACUGACACCAGGAGCGCAUCCAAAAACUGAACAUUAUAUUAACGAAUGUUUUAAUAAAAAAUUUAGUAAUAGUCGCAACUUCACAUCCUAUUUUAUUGAUAGGGUACGGUAUUUGAAAGUUUUUAGUUGGGAAAGUUGCUAUGCAAAAGGAUAAUUUUUUCCUGGAAACAAAAUCUGCAGGUGAGGAGACGUAUCAUACGCCAGGGAACAACUCUAGAAAAGAGAAGGAUUGUAGGACAGGGAAAAAUUGCUGCAUUUGGAAAACCUGCUUUGCCGACUUAUGUACUUUCUUCUGAAUCCUUUUUUUUCCCACCUUAAGUUUUUCUGUGCAACAAGCCAGAAUGAAGCUUAAAAUCUGUCACUAAGCAGUUUACUAUGCACACAACCUCUAAAAUUGUUGGGAUAAUAAAAACUCAUCCUCAAUAGAUUUUGUUUUGUUUAAUUAUUAUCAAUUUAGCUUGUUUUGUACUGUUUUGAUAAGUCUAUUAUAUUCACUUAUGCCAUUUUCAAA